Brettanomyces nanus is the source of this 1572-nucleotide messenger RNA. RefSeq lists its product as uncharacterized. Bases 1 to 1572 code for a protein of 523 amino acids. Gene Ontology annotation, cellular component: Golgi apparatus. The record is from RefSeq and is a predicted model, not a curated record. Gene Ontology annotation, biological process: activation of GTPase activity. The transcript has a single exon. Gene Ontology annotation, molecular function: GTPase activator activity. NCBI's taxonomy places the organism in Eukaryota, Fungi, Ascomycota, Pichiomycetes, Pichiales, Pichiaceae.
AUGUCCAGUUACAACGAUUAUGUUUUUAGCUCAGAAGAAAGUUCUGUGGAUGAUAUUCAACAAAAAGAUGGUGGCGGCAAUAUCGAUAGUAUGGGUGAAAAACGGCCCUCAUUUUUCCGGUCAUUGACUUCAUUGGGACGAUCUUCGCACGAAUACUCCAGCGGAAAUGUCCGUACUAGUAUUAGCAGCAGUGACCAUAUAAAUAGUAAGGAGAUGGUGGACAAUUCGAAAGCGGUGAUUGGUGCAGGAUUCAGUCACAUGGAUAGAGUACUUCCCGAGCAAAUCAAGGCUAAGCAUCAUCAUAGGAGCCACGAAAGACAUCAUCACCAGGCCGCUUUAGAUGACGGACUAGGUGACGAUAACGAUUGGAAUCCUGUGAUCGAGCUACCCACGAGGAAAGUGAAGUCUCUAACUUCCACGACGAGAUCUAUUAAAUCCUCACUUACCCCUUCUGUGGUUCCUCAGCCAGCAUACACGGCUGCUUCUCCUAAAACGUCCAGCGUAGUGAGAGACCCGGACUACCCUUGCAUUCGCCCUGAUUGGCCAGAACUACUGAACGAUCCGUAUGGUAUUCUCACCAAAUUGCAACCUCCCGAACAUGAUCGAAUUCGGUAUGGAAAAAUUGUUAGAGCACUCACUAAACAGCCGUUCGACAUGUAUGAACUUAAGAAGCAGACUUGGGGCGGAAUACCUCAGUGUGUCAGAUCACUAGUAUGGCAGAUCCUCGUGGGAUAUUUACCCGUCAAUAUGAAUACCAGAGGGUCGGUUUUAAGUAGAAAACGAAAAGAAUACGUCAAGAGCAUCACACAACUAUUUCAAGGAUCUAAAGAUGAAGCAGUGUGGCAUCAGAUCAAGAUAGAUGUGCCACGAACAAACCCUGGCACCAAGUUGUACUCAUAUGAGAGCACGCAUAGAUCUUUGGAGAGGAUAUUGUAUCUCUGGGCAGUUAGACAUCCUGCCAGCGGAUAUGUUCAGGGUAUAAACGACUUGGUUACACCAUUUUUCCAGGUGUUCUUGGCCAACUAUCUUGUCAAAAUGGAGGAUAUCGAGAUCAUCGACCCUCAUACAUUACCCAAAGACCUUCUCAAUGCAGUAGAGGCGGACACAUACUGGUGCCUCACUAAAGUGCUUGAUACAAUUCAGGACAAUUACAUACAUGAGCAACCAGGAAUUAUACGGCAGAUUAAAGAGCUAAAAGAUCUAAUUACACGGGAUGAACCGGUUCUAGCACAGCAUUUAGAAGAUGAAAACUUGGAUUUUAUCCAAUUUGCUUUCAGAUGGAUGAACUGUCUGUUAAUGAGAGAAUUCGAUCUUCAUCUAAUUAUCAGAAUGUGGGACACCUACUUGUCGGAUUUCCCCAACGGGUUUAGUACGUUCCACGUCUAUGUAUGUUGCGCAUACCUAAGGAGGUUCGGUCCGCAACUGGUGAAUAUGGAAUUCCAAGAUAUCAUUAUGUUUUUGCAGGAUAGUUCAAAGACACGUGAUUGGACCGAGGAAGAUAUAGAGAUGAUGCUAAGCGAAGCGUACGUUUGGCAGAGUUUGUACGAGAAUGCACUGGCUCAUCUCAAAUAG